UCAUGACUAAGGUCAUUUAGGGAUGUUGCUGUCGUUUGUAAAUUAGUUUCUUCCAUGCAAAAUAGUGCUAACACCAAGCAGAAAAAUUAUUCCAUUUGUAAUUCAACCGGUCGAAGAAACACUGCUGCUUAUGAAUUGUGGUAAAUAUUAUGAAAGAUUGUGUCGUCUGCUGCGGAGGAGUUCUUAUUGUGUUGAAUAUGGGGAUUAUUCAUUGAUUUUGUUUAAUUAUACUUACUUACGGUGACAUGGCGAGUGAGAUAAAUCACUUUAACGCAUGCACUAUCAUGAGAUCUCAGAAGACUCCAUUGAAAGCUAACGUACUCGAAUGCCGGGUUUGCGAGGACGUUUUCGGCUUGCAAGGAGACAAAGUACCUCGAUUGUUGCAUUGUGGUCAUACGGUAUGUCAUUCUUGUCUCCUUCGCCUACCUUUGAGAGAUAAUGUCAUACAGUGCCCGUUUGAUAGACAGCCAACGCCUGUUGGAAAUUCCGGAGUCUGGGGCUUAAAGAAGAACUUCGCAUUGUUAGAACUGCUGGAACGACUGCAAAAUUCACAAGAGCGGGGAAAUCUUUCAUUUAAUACCGAUUUACUUGAGAAGGAACGUCAGUUAUCAGUUAGUUGUGAUGAGAAUGAACAACAUGUUGCUGUGCUGUACUGCACAAUUUGCACCACACACCUCUGUGAAGAAUGUGCAGAGCAAACACAUGCAACCCGCACUUUGGCAAGACACAAGCGUGUGCCACUUUCUGAGAAACCACCUGAGCAUCCAAAAUGUCCGUCCCAUCCAUCGCAUAUUGCUGAGUUUGCAUGCCUUGAGCCUGGGUGUCAGGCCAUCCCAGGCCCACUUAUGUGCUUUAUUUGCAUAGAUUAUGGACGCCAUAAAGACCACAAGCAUGCAUUAGUGGAAACAGAAGCAGAAAAGGUACGGUCAUCUGUCAUCACCACAGUUCAGCAUAUGAGAAAAUUCAUGGAGGAUGUCAGUGAAACAGUUCGUAAGUUAGAGCAUGUGAUUCAGCGACUGGAUGGUGGAAGUCAGGAAGAAGUUGGCACAGCUGAGAUUGCCCGUGCCCGCGUUGCUAUUUACUUUCAACAGCUGCGAGAUGCACUAGAUGUACAAGAGGCAGCAGCCAUGACAGCUGUUGACACACACAUUCGUGAACGUUUAUGUUCUCUUCGCCAGUUGCAAGAGGAUCUUACAGCCUCACUCUCUCAGGUGGCCGUAGUUUGUUUACAGUGUGAACAGAUAAUACAACAAGAUGAUGCACGUGUUCUUACACAAGCUCGUGAAUUACGGGAAGCUCUGAAUUAUAUUGAGAAGCAACAGCAACAAUACUCUGAUCUAAGUCCCGAGCAGCUCCAGCCUGACCCAAGCAUACCAAUUACAUUCACAAAGGACAACCGGGUGCAUAUUGGUCCGAAGAUGGAAAUGCGUGUUGUUACUCUGGGUCUGGAUGGCGCCGGCAAGACAAGUAUUCUAUUCAAAUUGAAGCAGAAUGAAUUUAUGGCAACAAUACCCACAAUUGGUUUCAAUGUAGAGUCAGUUGAAUACAAGAACCUGAAAUUUACUAUUUGGGAUGUGGGAGGCCAGCAUAAGUUGCGUCCCCUGUGGAAACAUUAUUAUCUUAAUACUCAGGCUGUUGUUUUUGUGAUUGAUUCAAGUAAUAUAUCACGACUUCCAGAAGCUCAAAAUGAAUUAUCAAAAUUGGUGUCUGAAAAGGAAUUAAAGGACGCUUCUCUUUUGAUAUUUGCUAAUAAACAGGACCUAGAGGGCUGCCUUUCUGUGGAACAGCUGACAGAGCAGUUGGGAUUGUCCAAGCUAUGCUGUACACGUUCGUGGCAUAUCCAAGCAUGUGAUGCACAGAGUGGUACAGGGCUGCAUGAUGGACUGGAAUGGCUGUCACGCCAGCUAGUGGCCUCUAGUGUUCUUGAUGUCAACUGACUGUAUCCCAAUCCUUCACGGAAACAUCAACAUAUAGACUGGGGGACAUGGAACAUCUAAUUUGAGGAUAUUCCAUGGUUUGCUAUUACAAGUUUGUGAACAUUUGUGAUAUUAUGUGUUAAAGUUGUGUUGUAUGCAUGUUUCGAGGUAGUUCAUGUGUUCAGUGUAUAGAAUGUGAUACUAUAAAUUUUUCAGAAUAGUGGAAUGUUUGUGUCAAAAAAUACUCAUUCAAUGUGUGCUAGAAUUUGGUGUAUUUGUAAAAAUAAUAAAACUGUAUUUAGACAGUC
This is a messenger RNA of Schistocerca cancellata (South American locust), 2224 nucleotides long. RefSeq names its product E3 ubiquitin-protein ligase TRIM23-like. Gene Ontology annotation, biological process: vesicle-mediated transport; intracellular protein transport. Gene Ontology annotation, cellular component: plasma membrane; cytoplasm; lysosomal membrane. The coding region runs from base 246 to 1937 and encodes 563 amino acids. Gene Ontology annotation, molecular function: GTPase activity; zinc ion binding; GTP binding. NCBI's taxonomy places the organism in Eukaryota, Metazoa, Arthropoda, Insecta, Orthoptera, Acrididae. The record is from RefSeq and is a predicted model, not a curated record. The transcript is spliced from 12 exons.